This is a messenger RNA of Alexandromys fortis (reed vole), 2833 nucleotides long. It is a transcript of the gene Thnsl1, whose product is annotated as threonine synthase like 1. The record is from RefSeq and is a predicted model, not a curated record. The transcript is spliced from 5 exons. The coding region runs from base 535 to 2778 and encodes 747 amino acids. Gene Ontology annotation, cellular component: cytoplasm. NCBI's taxonomy places the organism in Eukaryota, Metazoa, Chordata, Mammalia, Rodentia, Cricetidae.
GUGGCCGACCUAGCGGCGCAGUCGGCGCAGACGCAGAUGCAGCGACUUUGGGGCGGGCGGGCCGGCUGAGGCUACCUUGGCGGUGCCGAAGCUGCUUCUCUUUCCCCUUCCUCUCCCUGGUCUUCUCUGGGUGGUUUACUUGGUUCUGCAUUCUCAUGCUUUCAGUGGCCACUCAGACAGGGCCUAAACUGAGUACCCAGUUGCUCUAUAGUGAUUCCAAGUAUGAAGAGGCUGGUGUGUUUUACAGAGAAAACAGCAAUCAAUGUAAAGUUGAAUCAAACAUGGAAGAUUAAUUGUCCAUGAAAACAAUAAAAACAAACCAGCAACUCAGACCCUGCUUUCUUCAAAGAUUGGCUUUGCCUUGGUCUUGCUAGACUCUUCAUCUGUGGUUCCUGUUAUUUUGUGUUUAUACUUCAAUGGAGUUAGACACAGCAGCAUACAAAGUCAGUGGGCAAUGAAUUCUUUCUCUUGAUAGGUCGAAGUGCUUGGUCUAAAGUCAACCCUAGGUUGGCUCGGGCAGAAAAGUGGGAAGAAAUGCUGAACUUUACCAGAUGUCAACAUCUGAAACAGAUAACGCAGAAGUGUUUUUCUAGUGCACCGGUUAACGUGCGGACUCACACGCAGCGCUUGCUCUCACAGGCCUUUGCAUAUGCAGGAUCAGGGAAGUCAUGGCACUCAAUCCACUCUCUUGUUGGAGACAAAAAUAUUAUCCUGAUGGGGCCUCCUGGUGCAGGGAAAACGACAGUAGGCAGAAUAAUAGGUCACAAGCUAGGCCGCUGUGUCAUUGACGUGGACAGUGACAUCCUUGAGAAAACCUGGAAGAUGAGCGCUUCUGAAAAAUUGCAGGAUGUUGGUAAUGAGCAAUUUUUAGAAGAGGAAGGAAAAGCCGUUUUAAACUUGUCUGCAUCUGGAAGUGUGAUUUCCCUCAGUGGGUCCAAUCCCAUGCAUGAUGCUAGUAUGUGGCAUCUGAAGAAAAAUGGGAUUGUCGUGUACCUGGAUGUGCCUCUAGUGGAUAUAAUCAGUCGUCUGAAAUCAAUAAAAGUUAGCAGGAUUGUCGGUCAGAACUCGGGAGCAUCUAUGAGAGACUUACUGCAGCACAGAAGACUGUACUAUAAGAAGUGGUACGACACGCGAGUCUUUUGUGAGAGCGGGGCUUCCGCUGAGGAGGUUGCAGACCGAGUGCUGGAUGCGGUGAAAAGAUACCAAGAUGUGGAUUCAGAGACAUUCAUUUCAACAAGGCACAUGUGUCCUAAAGACCUUGACAAGAAGCCUCCACCAAAAUACUUCAGUGAAGCUGUGAUUGAGGGAUUGGCUUCUGAUGGCGGACUCUUUGUCCCUGAGAAGGAGUUUCCAAAAUUAAGCUGUGGGGAGUGGAAAAGCCUAAUAGGAGCGACCUACAUAGAGAGAGCGCAGAUACUUCUGGAAAGGUGUAUUCACCCUGUGGACAUACCUGCCACCAAGUUGGGAGAAAUGAUUGAAACUGCUUACGGGGACAACUUUGCCUGCUCCAGAAUUGCCCCUGUCCGGCACCUGUCAGGCAAUCAGUUCAUCCUGGAGUUGUUCUAUGGGCCCACGGGGUCCUUCAAGGAUUUGUCUCUACAGCUCAUGCCUCAUAUCUUUGCCUACUGCAUCCCACCAAGUUGCAAUUAUGUGAUCCUUGUAGCUACUUCAGGAGACACGGGGAGUGCAGUCUUAAAUGGGUUUAGCCACCUUAGUACAAACGACAAGCAAAGGAUCGCCGUGGUCACAUUUUUUCCAGAGAAUGGAGUUAGUGAUUUUCAAAAAGCACAGAUAAUUGGCAGUCAGAGAGAAAACGGAUUGGCAAUAGGUGUCAGGUCAGAUUUCGAUUUUUGCCAGACAGCUAUAAAAAAAAUAUUUAACGAUUCUGAUUUUACUGGCUUUCUGACUGUGGAAUAUGGAACAGUCUUAAGUUCAGCAAAUUCUAUAAAUUGGGCUCGGCUGCUUCCACAAGUAGUUUAUCAUGCAUCUGCCUAUCUUGAUCUUGUUAGCCAAGGGUUUAUUUCCUUUGGAAGCCCAGUAGACGUUUGUAUCCCCACAGGAAACUUUGGGAACGUGUUAGCCGCAGUCUAUGCCAAGAUGAUGGGGAUCCCUAUCCGGAAAUUUAUCUGUGCCUCUAAUCAGAACCACGUUUUGACGGAUUUCAUAAAAACUGGACAUUAUGAUCUAAGGGAUAGGAAAUUAGCACAAACCUUCUCACCAUCAAUCGAUAUUCUCAAAUCUUCAAACCUGGAGCGACAUUUAUACUUGAUGGCUAACAAAGAUGGACAGUUAAUGGCAAAUUUAUUUAAUCAGUUAGAGAGCCAGCUUCACUUCCAAAUAGAGAGGCUGCUGGUCCAGAAGCUGCAGGAGGACUUUGUCGCGGACUGGUGUUCGGAGGGAGAGUGCCUCGCAGCCAUCGGCACUACCUAUAACACGGCAGGGUAUAUUCUGGAUCCACACACGGCUGUUGCAAAGGUGGUUGCAGACAAGAUGCAAGACAAAAGCUGCCCGGUGAUCAUCUCAUCGACAGCUCACUACUCAAAGUUUGCACCCGCUAUCCUGCAGGCCCUGAAGAUUAAAGAGCUCAACGAAACGUCAUCAAGCCAACUUUACUUACUGGGCUCAUACAAUGCAUUACCACCUCCUCAUGAGGCUUUGUUAGAGAGAAUGAAACACCAAGGGAAGACAGACUACCAGGUUUGUGCAGCUGAUGUGAACGCCCUGAAGAGCCAUGUGGAAAAGAUGAUCCAAAAUCGGUUCAUAAGGAAGUCUGAGUAGAGUAUUUUUCUUGGCAAGAAGCAAAAAUAAAUCUUGAGCGUUGGUUGGGACUACA